Molecule: messenger RNA, 1854 nt
Organism: Fibroporia radiculosa
Lineage: Eukaryota; Fungi; Basidiomycota; Agaricomycetes; Polyporales; Fibroporiaceae
Exons: 16
Coding region: 1-1854 (617 amino acids)
Biological process (GO): amino acid transmembrane transport
Cellular component (GO): membrane
Molecular function (GO): L-amino acid transmembrane transporter activity; metal ion binding
Source: RefSeq, a predicted model, not a curated record
AUGACAACAUCCUCGCCCAGGGCGGCGUUCUUCGAUGCUCUCAAGUCACCCGUCAGUCCGCGCUCGCCCACUGCACUAUACACCCUGUCCCAUGCUCCUCGUACAUCUCACGAAUCCGAUGAUGCUGACUCUUUGCGGGACUUGGAGCUUUCCGAUGGACCUCUCCUCGCCGACGCACCCAUCUCCUCACGCGCACGGGCAUACUCCAUUUCCGGAUUUGAUUUUCAGCGCGACCUCCUUCCGCUCACGGCGAGUCUGAGCGAGCCCGACACUGUACAUGGCGAGUCGCACACAAAGAGCAUCAGUUUGCUUCAUGGUGCGUGGUGUCUACCUUACCAGUCUCUUCGGGUCACGAACAGACUACCAGGCGUUGCACUCAUUAUGGGGCUGCAAAUUGGGUCUGGUAUAUUCUCAUCACCCGGUGUGGUGGUCGCGAAUACGCAGAGCGUGGGCGCGAGCCUUGUGGUAUGGCUUGCAGCAGGACUUUUGGCGUGGACGGGCGCAAGUAGUUUUGCAGAGUUGGGGGCGUCAAUACCCGUGAACGGAGGUGCGCAGGCGUACCUUCAGUAUUCAUACGGCCCGCUCGUAUCGUAUCUAUUCGCCUGGACAGCUAUAUCGGCGCUGAAGCCAGGAGGGAAUGCCGUCAUAAGCUUGAUUUUUGCCGAGUACAUGAACAGGCUCUUCUGGCACAGUACGCGCGCUGAGGUAUCGCCGGAUGAUAUUCCACAGUGGGCUGUCAAACUCACUGCGAUUGCGGCAGUCCUUGUGGUAUCCAUAAUCUGUGUUGCUACACCGACGCUGGGUCCACGGGCCGCUGUGGUGUUCACCACGGUCAAAAUUGUUGCCCUGUUGUCUAUAACGAUACUUGGUAUCAUUCAACUCGCUAGAGGCCAUUCGUCGGUCUCUUUCACUGGACCACUAUUUUCUGGCUCCAGUACGAGCCCAUCGCAAUAUGCACUAGCGCUGUAUUCUGGCUUGUGGGCCUUCGACGGAUGGGAUCAAGCCAAUUACGUCGGAGGGGAGAUGAAAAAUGCCGAGAAGAACAUCCCUAGAGCAAUCCACUUCAGCAUGUCUCUUGUCACGGUUCUAUUUUUACUAGCUAACUUGGCCUAUUUUGUUGUUUUGGACAAGGCAACAGUCGGGCGGAGCAACACUGUCGCCCUUGACUUUGGCCGCGCUCUCUUUGGACCAGUCGGUGGGAUUAUCUUCGCAUUAAUGGUUGCAAUAUCCUGCUUUGGCGCAUUAAAUGGUUCAUCAUUUACAACUGCGCGCCUUAUUUUCGUCGCCGGCCGUGAGGGAUAUCUUCCGGCGUUUUUUGGACAGAUGAAUAAGAAACUCAAAACACCGCUUAAUGCCAUGUGUCUGCAGGCAUUACUUACUAUUGCCUUCAUCGUGAUCGGUGGAGGGUUCCGCUCGCUGAUAAAUUUCGCUGUCGUCGCCUCGUGGGCAUUCUAUUUUCUCACUGUACUAGGCUUGGUGAUAUUGCGGGUCAAGGAGCCAAUGCUAGAACGUCCAUACAAGACUUGGAUCACUACGCCACUAAUAUUUUGCGCGGUUUGUAUAUUCCUGUUGUGCAUGCCCAUCCUUGCUGCACCAUUAGAAGCCAUCGCUGUACUUGGAUUUGUAUCGGCCACUGAACACACCUACAAAUUUGACGUUAAGAUGACCUGCGGUGGAUGCUCGGGUGCCGUCGAGCGGGCGCUCAAGAAGGCAGAGGCCGAUGGGGUCACCUCCUACGAUGUCAGCUUAGAGAAGCAAGAGGUGGUCGUGAAGGGCACGAUUGCCUACGACGCAUUGCUGGAGAAGAUUAAGAAGACAGGCAAAGAGGUGCGGUCAGGAACGACUGUGGAAUGA